AUGUCUGGCUGGAAGUGCGAUUCCUUCAAACUUGUUGCUGACGAUGGUUAUACGGAAAUGAGACUCUUAGUCGUUUCUGCUACCACCGUAAGAGCCGGAACCAGAUCCGUAAGAGUCGUUACCAGAGCCGUAGGAGUCGUUACCGCCUCUGGAGCCGGAGCCGGAGCCGUAAGAGUCGUUGUUGGAUCCGUAAGAGUCGUUGCCACCUCUGGAUCCAGAUCCGUAGGAGUCAUUGUUUCUCGAGCCAGAUCCAUAAGAGUCGUUAUUUCUCGAGCCAGAUCCAUAGGAGUCAGAAUUCGAGGAACCGUAAGAAUCGUUGUUGGAAGAUCCGUACGAGUCGUUGUUUCUGGAACCGGAGCCGUACGAGUCGGAGUUCGAGGAACCGUAAGAGUCGUUGUUUCUAGAACCAGAUCCGUAAGAAUCAGAGUUCGAAGAACCAUACGAGUCGUUGUUAGAAGAUCCGUAAGAAUCGUUGUUGUUUCUGGAGCCAGAUCCGUAAGAGUCGUUGUUAGACGAGCCGUACGAGUCCUUGUUGGAGUUCGAACCGUAAGAGUCGGAGUUUCCGCUCGAACCGUAAGAAUCAGAGUUGCUGCUGUCAUUGCCACCUCUGUUCUUGAACUUUCCGUAAGCGUCAGUAGCCUGGUCCUUGACCUGGUUUCUGAAGUUCUCGUCGCCCAAUUUGUCUUUAACACUGUCGAAUAA
Molecule: messenger RNA, 702 nt
Organism: Ogataea philodendri
Lineage: Eukaryota; Fungi; Ascomycota; Pichiomycetes; Pichiales; Pichiaceae
Exons: 2
Coding region: 1-702 (233 amino acids)
Source: RefSeq, a predicted model, not a curated record